This is a messenger RNA of Drosophila hydei, 676 nucleotides long. RefSeq names its product actin-related protein 2/3 complex subunit 3 (gene Arpc3A). Gene Ontology annotation, molecular function: actin filament binding. NCBI's taxonomy places the organism in Eukaryota, Metazoa, Arthropoda, Insecta, Diptera, Drosophilidae. Gene Ontology annotation, biological process: Arp2/3 complex-mediated actin nucleation; regulation of actin filament polymerization. The coding region runs from base 136 to 669 and encodes 177 amino acids. Gene Ontology annotation, cellular component: Arp2/3 protein complex; cytoskeleton. The record is from RefSeq and is a predicted model, not a curated record. The transcript is spliced from 3 exons.
UUCGUGUAUUUUUAGGGAUUUUGGUAUUUUUCGAACAUGGUUACACUAUAAAUUUUCUGCAGUGGUUGCUUGCCCAAAUAGUUUACCAAAAACAAAAAACCUUAGUUAAAAGUUGUAAAUUAUUUCGUUUUAAUAAUGCCGGCAUACCACUCGCAAAUUAAGGACUUUUCUCAACAGGUGGGCAACAUGGCCAUUCUGCCUUUGCGUACCCAGGUUCGAGGACCAGCCCCAUCUACUAAUGUCGAGAGUGACAUUAUUGAUGAGUCACUUUACUUCUUCAAAGCAAAUGUAUUCUUCCGCACAUACGAAGUAAAGUCUGAGGUGGAUCGAGUACUAAUCUAUGUUACACUGUAUAUUACCGAAUGUCUUAAGCGACUGACACGUUGCACAAGCAAGGCACAGGGUACACAGGAAAUGUAUAGCCUGGCCAUUUCGAAGUUUGAUAUACCCGGUGAAGCAGGUUUUCCACUAAAUGCGGUCUAUGCGAAGCCUCAGAGCGCACAGGAUGCCGAUCUGAUGCGUCAGUAUUUUCUACAACUGCGCCAUGAGACGGGCAAUCGGGUGGUCGAGAAGGUAUUUAGUACCGAGGAUGGCAAGCCAAACAAAUGGUGGACAUGCUUUGCCAAGAAGAAGUUCAUGGAGAAGAGCCUGGCAGGUCCAGGACAAUAAAUCAAAA